Messenger RNA from Paramecium tetraurelia, 948 nucleotides. RefSeq lists its product as uncharacterized. The transcript is spliced from 2 exons. The record is from RefSeq and is a predicted model, not a curated record. NCBI's taxonomy places the organism in Eukaryota, Ciliophora, Oligohymenophorea, Peniculida, Parameciidae.
AUGAGGAGAUAAACCCUCAAACAAGAUCUUUAUUCACAAAUCUCGACAAUCGGACAGUCAUCCUCAUCAAAAAGGAGCAACCUCAAUAUUGACGAUUUGAUAUAUUAAUUCAAAAUGAGGAAAUCGAAUUACAAAUUAGCAAAACAAUACUCUGAAAUCAUUAAAAUAUUUGAUAACAAGCAAUCACCCAAAUAACCUUUUGAAUAUUAAAGUGGUCAGUUAUAGCUUAGAUCAUAAACACAACUGAUGCAAACUAAAGUUAGAUUACGAACAGAUGAAUCCCAGGAACUAUUAUAAUUGCAGGAAACAAAAUAAAGACUGUCACAUUAAAUAGACAUUCAUCAAAUCAUAAAUGAGACAUCUCCUAUUAAGAUUACUCCCAGACUUAAUUAUGAGAAUUUCAAGACAUUUUAGGAAACCGAAAGAAAAUCAUAUGAAUCAAAUAAUUAUAACACACAUUUGGCUAAUUUCGGUCCUUUAUCUUCUAAUCAAUGCGAAACAGAUGAAGAGAUAUAAUAGAUUUCAUAAUAAAGUGUUUAAAAACUAUCAAAAUUUAGAACUUUAGAAUAAGAGCAAUUUUAAAAAUGUUUUAAUAAAAUUAGUUCUCAAAUUGAAUAAGUGAAUAUCAAAUUCAAAAAACAAGGGUUCUUAAUGAUUAAAUUAUUUUCUAAAUGGACCGUUAAGGAAAAGGCUACAAAAAUGUAUUUUAGGUUUUUUGAACACAAAAUCUAGUCAUACUUUGAUCUCUUUUAAAUUUAUGAACCAUCAAUAGAAGAAAAUCAUAAUGAUAAUCAAAAUACAAAUUAAAGUAUAUUAUCAGAACAUGUUUUAACCCCAAUUAAUUUGAACAUUUAAAAUUUUUAAAUCCCUACUCUUAAACCUGUAACUUCAUUUGGAGCAAUUAAUUUUGAGGAGUAUUUGAAAAAGAAGAAUCAGAAUAUUGAAUGA